AUGUCAAGAACGUGCGAAACCUUCCGAAGAUGGAUGUCAGAUGUGCUGCCUGUGCUUACUUAUGCUCAUAUGAGGCUACAGCGGAUGGGAAAAUGUGACCCGUACUGCAUCGUGGUCGUCGACGAUGCAAAGCAGAGGACAGAAACCAAGAAGAACGCCUACGAGGCACAGUACGAAGAGGUCUUCACCUUCAAGGCCGCGGAUCCUGUCAGUGUCGUCAGAAUAGACUUCAUGGACUGGGAUCUUGGAAGGAAGGAUGAAUAUAUUGGGAGUUGCGAAGUGAAGGUUUGGGAUGUGAUUUCUACCAAGCAAGCAAAAUGGGAGCAAACCUUCACGUUCCUUGAUGAGAACUUGAAAAAGGUGAAGGGACACAACGGGAAGGAUAUGGAAUCCGAUGUGUCCAUAAUCAUACCAUCCUUCGAGAAUAAGAGUAACGUCGUCAAAAGGCUGGAUCUAUCCAACACCGCUCCUCAGCAGCUGGGGGGGAUUGGGCUGAAGUUCAAGGUCAAAGGUGGACAACUUGUUGUAGAAGCUGUGAAGGAAGGGGGGCCAUGUGACACCAAGGGGAUCAAGCCAGGGGAUCUAAUCGAGGCUGUGGACGGCGAGAAAAUCCUCCACCAGGGUGAUCUGAAAGAUGUCAACCCGCUGGAAUACUAUUCCUCGGUCACCAACAAGAUCUCUGGCCCUUUCAACACUACAGUCCACCUCCUAAUCGCGAGGCACACCCUCUCCUCUGACAACCUGACUCCUGACAUGUCGUCGCCAAGAGAAACUUUCGAGGUUGAGGUUCUCCGAGGGAUUCCACUCACUCUCCUCAACCCCAACGCUGGCAGCCUCUCUGCAAGAUCAAACACAUCCGACAAGGUUACAAGGAGUGCGUCCGGAUCCCAUGCCACUCCCCCGUCCUCUGAUGAGUCGUCGAUAAAGAACAAGCUCGAUAACGCGGAUGGAAAGCAGCCGUCGCAGUCGGAAACUGACGAUGACGAGUGUGCGUCGUCAAAUCCUGACGAGUCUCUGCCCGAAAUCUCAUGCGAGGAGAAUGUAUCAAAACCCAUCAAACUUGCCGCUCCCGCGCCACCUGAGAUGCCUGUUACAAGAAAGAGCGACCUCGACUCCAGACAGCUGGACGCAGAGGACUUGGAUCUGCUAAGUCGAAUUGAGAACGAGGACCCGAGAAGCUGUAGCGGCCGCAUGAUAAAGUCUAGGAAGGACGUUCCCUGGCAGGAGCGCGCAAACCUGUCAGAAUCAUGGCGAAAAGGGCUGCCAUCCGGGAAUUACGGCAAGUCUCUCAACGCCAACGGCUCCAUGACAUCCCGCACCAUGGCCAACAGCAGGAUGUCUCCUCGCAUGCCUCAGAGCGCGAGAGUGCGGAACAUCGUCAGCUGGGACGGUCGCAAAACCAAUGGGGCGCAGGAGCAUCACGCGAUCCCAGUCGUGUCCCUUCCCGUGGACGAGCAUGAGCCCGUCAGUCCUCAUCGCAAGUACUCUCCCAAGGCGGUGGAGAAACGAGCAUUCGAUCGCAUCUGCGCAUGGCCCAUCUAA
Messenger RNA from Guillardia theta CCMP2712, 1542 nucleotides. RefSeq lists its product as hypothetical. The record is from RefSeq and is a predicted model, not a curated record. The coding region runs from base 1 to 1542 and encodes 513 amino acids. Lineage: Eukaryota; Cryptophyceae; Pyrenomonadales; Geminigeraceae. Gene Ontology annotation, molecular function: protein binding; calcium ion binding. The transcript has 24 exons.